GGAUAAGGGGAGGAGCCACAUGGCUAAAUUGCUUUUUCUAUUGGCUACACUGUAUUCUCGCUCCUCCCUUUCUUUCUCCCAGUGUGAGUCAAUGAUCAGAAUCCCAUGUGGGCAGGAGGCACAGAUAUCGCUAGUUUUCCGACAGUGGGAUUACCUGACGCUGCUUUGUAGCUGUGUGUCCUGGAUUAAAUGAGCAUGCGAAGCCUUUUACUGUGAGCCCUUCCCUGCCAGUGAUCCGCAUUUCGGGCCAUGGUACAUGACAAGAUGCUUGUGGCUGUUCCUGUUGCUUUUGUGUUCUUAAGCUUGCUGCCGAAAUGUAUGGGACAAUGCGAGGAAGCAGCCAAAAUGGCAGAAAUUGAUUUGAAUGUAAAGCACAACCUCCAGAAUUUUACUACCAAUACACCAAUACAAAAUAUUAUCAUGUUUAAGGGCUACGUAUAUGUGGGAGUGGUGAAUAAGAUUUAUGUCUUGAAUGAAAAUCUUACAAAAAUUUCUGAGUAUAAAACAGGCCCGUUGUUGGAGCACUCUGACUGUUUGCCAUGUAAAAACCGCACGGAUAAUGUUCUUUCACCAAAUGGCACCUGGAAAGACAAUGUUAACAUGGCUCUGUUUGUGGAGGAUUUCUAUGAUGACCAGCUCAUUAGCUGUGGAAAUAUAUGUAGAGGUGAAUGUCAGCGCCAUACUUUGCACUCGGAAAAACCCUGGGAUAUUGCCAGUAAUGUUCAUUGCUUAUAUUCAUCACAAAUGUUAAAAGAUAAAGACAGUUGUCCUGACUGCAUUGUUAGCACAGCAGGAAGUAAGAUCCUGGUAACAGUGAGAGACAGGUUUGUAAAGUUUUUUGUAGGUAGCACUCUAACGGGCCAACCAUCGACCAUUCAUUCUGUGUCAGUUCGUAGACUGAAGGAGACCCAAGAUGGCUUUGAGUACCUCACAGAUCAGUCGUACAUAGAUGUACUUCCCCAUCUCAGAGAUAUAUAUCCGAUUAAGUAUAUUUAUACAUUUGAAAGCAACAAUUUUGUUUACUUCUUAACUGUGCAGCGCGAGUCCCUUGACUCUCAAGCCUAUCACACUCGAAUUGUGAGGAUCUGUUCUUCAGACUCUGAGCUGCGCUCCUACAUUGAGAUGCCCCUGGAAUGUAUUUUUACUGAAAAACGAAGAAAAAGGUCUACCGCCAGUGCACUUUUCAAUAUUUUGCAAGUGGCAUACUUGGGCAGAGCAGGUGAAGAUUUGGCAGAGGAAAUGGGUGUCAAACCAGAUGAUGAUAUCCUUUAUGGUGUCUUUGCCCAAAGUAAACCAGAUUCUCCUGAGGCAAACAACAGGUCAGCUGUCUGUGCUGUCUCUGUAAAAACCAUCAAUGAGUUCUUUAACAGUGCUGCAGACAAGCAAAACACAAAGUGCCUUGAGCACUUCUAUGGAAAAGACAACAGAUUAUGCCUUAACAACAAGAGAUCUUUAAGAAAUGCUUCCCAUUGCUCGACACCGAUUGAUGAAUAUCGAGUAGAAGUCACCACUGUAUUACGACGCCUUGAUUUGUUUAUGGAUCAGUUUCGCAAUGUCUUGCUAACAUCAAUCUCAGUCUUUACCCAAGGACGUCUCACCAUUGCCAAUUUGGGAACAUCUGAGGGGCGCCUCAUGCAGGUUGUUAUCUCACGGACUGGUCAGCCAAAGCCCCAUGUUAAUUUUCUCCUUGAUGCAAGACCAGUUUCUCCAGAAAUUGUCAUUAAUACAGCAUCAGAGGAAGGUGGAUACACUUUGGUUAACACAGGAAUGCAAAUAAUAAAAGUACCACUGGUGGUUCUUACUUGUGGACAUCUAAAAUCAUGCAGCCAUUGCCUUUCAUCUCCCUCCGUGAAUUGUGGUUGGUGCAAGAAUCGCUGUACCAGAAAGCAGGAGUGUAUAAAUGAAGAAUGGAUUCAAGAAACCUGUCCUCCUGCAGUUUAUGAGGUUUUCCCCUCCUCAGCUCCAUUAGAGGGUGGCACACAGUUAACCAUAUGUGGAUCGGAUUUCGUCCUGAGCAAAAAUAAUAAUUUUGAUUUGAAAAACACUGUGGUAGUAAUUGGCAAAAAGCGUUGCAAGAUAGAAGGGAAAUUCAGUAACCAAAACAAGUUGGUGUGUAGAACUGACUCCUCAGCCAGCAGUGUGUUUAACAUAAGCAGCAGUGUCUCCAAUGGAAAGCAGGUGGUUAACUUCACAACUUUCUCCUAUGUGAAUCCCAUCAUAACAAGCAUCAUGCCAUCUUAUGGCCCAAGAGCAGGAAGAACAUUGCUUACCAUAAAGGGGCACUAUUUGGACACUGGGAAAGAUCGUAAAGUUUAUAUUGGCAAAGAAAUGUGUAAAAUUAAGAGUUUCUCCAGUGCAGCUAUAGAGUGUUAUACACCUGGGCAAAGUACCACAGGAACCUAUCCGGUUACACUGAAGAUUGACAAUGCUGAUCGGGAAUCAAGCAACAGGUUUACUUACAUGGAGGAUCCUAGUGUUUCUACAAUCAAGCCAGUGAAAUCUUUUCUUAGUGGAGGAAGUUCCAUUACUGCCUACGGAAAAAACCUAAAUGCAGUUGCUUCACCUCGAAUGGUAAUUCGUUUGUCUAAACCUGAAGUAAGCUACAACAUGUCCUGUAUCCACAGAUCUACUUCGGAGUUAAUUUGCUGUUCAACUCCCUCCCUUAAAGAGUUGAAUCUGGAGCCACCAAUUACCACUCAAGUUUUUUUUAUUCUAGAUGGCGUCAUAUCUAAUAACUUUGAAUUAAGUUAUGUGAAUAAUCCCGUUUUUGAGACUUUUGAAAAACCUGUUGUUUUUCCAAUGGGAAAUAAGAAUAUCCUCGAAAUUAAGGGAGAUCACAUUGAUUCUGAAGCAGUUAGAGGUGAAGUUCUGAAAGUUGGCAAUAAGAGCUGUGAAAUUAUUCAAUCUAAAUCAGAUUCUGUUUCCUGUUCAGUUCCCACAGACCUGUUUAAAUCCAACAGCGAGUUAAAGAUAGAGUUUGUCCAAGAAGUCUCCUCCAUAAUUAUCGGAAAAGUGAUGUUUACACAGGAUCAGAAUUUCACGGGAAUAAUCACCGGGGUGGUUUCUUGUGUGGUUUUGCUUUUAAUAAUGUUUGGAAUUCUAAUAUGGAUGAAAAAGCGAAAGCAACUAAAAGAUCUAGGUGGAGAUAUGGUUCUGUAUGAUGGGAGAGUGCACACCCCUCACUUGGAUAGACUUGUGAGUGCAAGAAGCAUUAGUCCUACCACAGAAAUGGUGUCAAAUGAAUCUGUUGACUACAGAUCAACAGUACAAGAAGAUCCAUUUCCAAAUUCAUCUCAGAAUGGGUCAUGCCGUCCAGCACAAUAUGCUCAUCGGGACCUCUCCCCCAUUUUGUCAAGCGGAGAUUCGGAUAUUGCCAGCCCACUCUUACAUUCAUAUGUCCAUAUUGAUAUAAGUGCCUUGAGCACAGAUCUUAUGAUGGAAAUAGAACACAUGGUUAUUCGGGUGGACAGAUUAAUAGUGCACUUUAACAAAGUCAUUGGAAGAGGGCAUUUUGGCUGUGUCUAUCAUGGUACUCUUCUUGAUACUGAUGGGAAGAACAUUCACUGUGCUGUUAAAUCUCUAAACAGAAUUACAGAUAUUGAGGAAGUGUCACAGUUUCUGAAAGAAGGCAUCAUAAUGAAAGAUUUCAGCCAUCUCAAUGUGCUCUCUCUGCUGGGCAUCUGUCUACCUACUGAGGGCUCUCCUUUGGUAGUGCUGCCUUUUAUGAAACAUGGAGAUCUAAGGAACUUCAUCCGAAAUGAAACUCAUAACCCAACUGUAAAAGAUCUCAUAGGAUUUGGACUACAAGUUGCUAAAGGUAUGGAGUAUCUUGCAAGCAAGAAGUUUGUCCAUAGAGAUCUGGCUGCAAGAAACUGUAUGCUUGAUGAGAACUUUACAGUGAAGGUGGCUGAUUUUGGUCUUGCUAGAGAUAUUUAUGACAAGGAGUAUUAUAGUGUCCACAACAAAACAGGAGCAAAACUGCCAGUAAAAUGGAUGGCACUUGAAAGUCUGCAAACUCAAAAAUUUACUACAAAAUCUGAUGUGUGGUCAUUUGGAAUCCUGCUGUGGGAACUAAUGACAAGAGGAGCACCUCCUUACCCUGAUGUCAAUUCUUUUGAUAUAACCAUUUAUUUGCUUCAAGGACGACGACUAUUACAGCCUGAAUACUGCCCAGAUCCACUAUUUGAAGUCAUGUUGAAAUGCUGGCAUCCAAGAGCAGAACUCCGUCCAACUUUUUCUGAACUGGUCUCAAGAAUUUCUUCGAUAUUUUCAACAUUCAUAGGGGAGCACUAUGUACUUUUUAAUGCAACGUAUGUGAACAUAAAAUGCGCUGCUCCCUACCCUUCUCUUCUGUCUCCCGAAGACAACACUGAAUGCAGUAUAGAUACGUGACAACCCGCAAGAUAACAGUGACUGAACCUGAAAUUUUAGUCUUUUAUCCAUGUAGGAGAAAAUGUAUUGCUACGUAACUCUUCGGUGUUUUAUGGCAGUUCUGUUGGACAUUUCUGUUUUUCUUCAUUGCACUAUAAGAUUUUGGUUGGCUGAGUCAAAGCAUACAGGUUGCUCUAAUGAAGAUGAUACACAGUGAUUAUUUACAGGUUUUAUUUAGGAUGAAGAUAGCAGGAAAUUUUGCUCUGGAUUUCCGCUUGUCUUAUGUUUAACCUAUUGAAUAAUUUGGUGGAAGAGAUGGCAGCCUCUUUAAUCUCACUUCAAGCGAUAUUAUGCCUAUAUUUCUCCCCCAGUUAAUGUGAGGUCUUAACCUGCUGAGUUCAAUUUUCUAUUGCACUUUUAAGUCAAAUGAUGGUUUAUGUUCUAAAUCUGUACAUUAUUUAAUAUAACAUCUAACUUGCAAAUCUUCAGAUUAAAUAUCAAGGUUAGUUCUGGGUUAGCCAGUAGGCUCUUAUACAUUGGUAGAGUGUCCUUGUAUUAUUAUGGAUGCACAAAUCCAUAUUUUUACUAUCCUUACCUUAGAAUAUUCAGCAACAUACAAAGCUGCACUUGCUAUCAAGUUCAGUCAGUUUUAAAGCAAGUUGUGUACAUAGAUUGAAUUUCAUUUUGGACUAUAUUUUUUAUCAUUCUCAUUGGACUGAUGAAAGUAAUGGGACUAGUUGGUCCUAUUGUUGCAGCUGCUGGGUUACACAUGUUGUAUAGCACAGCAUAAGGUUGUAGUGGCUGGGAAUAAAAUGGCUCAAUAAGAUGUUUGCCAUGCAUAAAGAUAUAAAGACAUUUUAUAGUCUGCAGCCAUGUAAAAACAAGCACUUUCUUUACAUACAGAUAUGAUUUGAAAAAGCUUAAUUUAAAUCAGGUUUUACAAUAUUGCUAACACUGCUUUCUUCCAGUCUAUACUCGUCUGAAUAAAUAUAGGUGACAUUUUAGGCAAGAUCAUCCUUUCUGCAUUCUGAUUAGAAUAAAGCGGGUCACACACAGCUAGACCAACUUGACUGCGUGACAAUGUCUGUUUGGCCAUACAGAUGGAAGGCUGAAUCUGAAGUUUACAAAGAACUGGAUUUCCAACAAAUCCAGGAUUAAACGCAGAUGUCAAUGCAAGCACUGUUGUGAUUUCCAGAAUAUAAAUGUUCUGAUCUGAUUUAAAAUGGGGUUUGGCCAGCUGUAUACCAUAAAGUAACUACCUCAUAGCGAGUUAAUGCUGUUUUGUGAGCUGCUGCCAGCUAAAUGCUUGUGUGGCUUAUAUGUCUUAAGGAUGGUGGUAACUUCCCAUCAACUGCACAGUGUAACAGGGAUGGGACAUUGAGCUGUGGUUUAUUUAGUAAUAUACUGUUCUCCUUGACCAGUAGGAGCAGAUUAUUACAUUUAAUUUGUCACAUUAGUUUUAUAGCUUUCUUAUAUAAUAUUUACCUUUGCUCAGAUACAUAGGGGCAAAUUCACUAAGCCGCGAAGCGCCGAACGCUAGCGUUAAUUCGCUAGCGUUUGGCAUUUUCGCUACUGCGCAAAUUCACUA
Molecule: messenger RNA, 5959 nt
Organism: Xenopus laevis (African clawed frog)
Lineage: Eukaryota; Metazoa; Chordata; Amphibia; Anura; Pipidae
Gene: met.S
Product: MET proto-oncogene, receptor tyrosine kinase S homeolog
Exons: 21
Coding region: 250-4392 (1380 amino acids)
Source: RefSeq, a predicted model, not a curated record